Messenger RNA from Sphaerulina musiva SO2202, 1613 nucleotides. Its product is annotated as glycosyltransferase family 58 protein. NCBI's taxonomy places the organism in Eukaryota, Fungi, Ascomycota, Dothideomycetes, Mycosphaerellales, Mycosphaerellaceae. Gene Ontology annotation, molecular function: dol-P-Man:Man(5)GlcNAc(2)-PP-Dol alpha-1,3-mannosyltransferase activity. The transcript has 3 exons. The coding region runs from base 1 to 1230 and encodes 409 amino acids. Gene Ontology annotation, cellular component: endoplasmic reticulum. The record is from RefSeq and is a predicted model, not a curated record.
AUGAACAUCCUCCGCUUCGCUCAAGAUCUCGCAUGUAAUCCCAAGCAUACACGAUGGAUAGUGCCUCUUCAAAUCCUCGGCGAGGCGGUACUGUGCAGUCUGAUUAUUUGGCGAGUUCCGUACACCGAAAUCGACUGGACAACCUACAUGCAACAAAUCUCCCUCUACCUCUCCGGCCAACGCAACUACACUCUUCUCACAGGCUCGACAGGACCUCUCGUCUACCCCGCCGCACACGUCCACAUUUACCAUUUCCUCUACAAGCUCACCUCGCAGGGGUCAAAUAUUUUAUUAGCCCAAUUUCUCUUCCUCAUUCUCUAUCUCUGCACCCUUUGGCUGGUCAUCUCAUGUUAUCGAACAGGUGCUACCACGACGACGGCUGCUGGUUGUCCUCCUUGGUUGUUGGUGUUGUUGAGUGGAAGUAAGAGGGUACAUAGUAUUUUUGUGUUGCGCAUGUUUAAUGAUGGAGUUGCGGUUUUGUGGUUUUGGGGGGCUGUGUGGUGUUUUCAGAGGAGGAGGUGGAGGAGAUUGGGGAGUGUGGUGUUUGCGGUUGGAGUAGGGGUGAAAAUGAGUGUGUUGUUGGCUUUGCCGGCUGUGGGGAUGACGAUUCUUGCGUACCCGUUCAUUAUGAAGGAUUCCAAAAGCUACAUCACCAGGGCGUUUGAAUUCACACGACAGUUCAUGUUCAAGUGGACGGUGAAUUGGAGGUUUGUGGGCGAGGAGACAUUCUUGUCCCGGUCCUUUUCGUACUGCUUACUCGGAGCACAUGUGGCUUUGCUCGCACUUUUUGGAUGCACUCGAUGGCUGGAGCCGUCGGGACUGUCCCCCCUUCAAGCCAUCAACCACCUCCUUCAUCCACCUCCCCAGGCACAGCAAGACCGCAUUGCGCGACGAGUCACGCCCGACUUUGUGCUCACGACGAUGCUUUCGGCAAUGCUGAUUGGCUGCUUGUGCGCCAGGAGCCUCCACUACCAGUUCUUCGUGUACAUUGCAUGGUCGACGCCCUAUUUGCUCUGGAGGAGUGGUAUGCACCCGGUCCUCAUCUAUGGCCUGUGUAUGGCGCAGGAAUGGGCGUGGAAUGUGUAUCCUAGCACUGACGCGAGCUCCAUGGUGGUCGUAGGGUGUCUGGCUGUGACAGUGGGCAGCAUAUGGGUCGGGACCAGACCUCAGCCCGCAAAGCAGCAGCAGAAGCAGCAGCGACAGGGAGGUAGGCACUUGCAUCGAGAGUAGCUUGCAGCUAUACACAAAAUGACUCAGUCUUCAUCUUCGGAAUCAGAUGGCGGCAUCUGGGGUCCUUGAUCGUCUUCAUCAUCAGAAUCUUCUGCAUAACUCGACUGCUUCGCAGCAAACUCCUUGGGCCAAUACGGCAUCUUCCGCCACGCCUUCUCGUCGCCAACAAUGUUGACAAUGAUGCCAGCCAGCUUAUUGCCGCGCUCGGCCAGAGCUUCCGUGUCCAACAAGACGUAGCCUCCGCGUUUCAUCCAGAUGGUGGAGCGGAAUUUGGCAUCGAGUUCGGCCAAAAGUGCCUCACCCGAGGGCAAUUCCAGGUGGUACAAGUGAUUGCCAGCAGCAAUUUUGACGCGCGCGAUUUUUUGAUUGGCAGCCAGCGAUGC